This is a messenger RNA of Fukomys damarensis (Damara mole-rat), 3483 nucleotides long. RefSeq names its product zinc finger protein 683 (gene Znf683). NCBI's taxonomy places the organism in Eukaryota, Metazoa, Chordata, Mammalia, Rodentia, Bathyergidae. Gene Ontology annotation, molecular function: histone deacetylase binding; DNA-binding transcription factor activity; RNA polymerase II cis-regulatory region sequence-specific DNA binding. Gene Ontology annotation, cellular component: nucleus; cytoplasm. Bases 1256 to 2797 code for a protein of 513 amino acids. The transcript has 10 exons. The record is from RefSeq and is a predicted model, not a curated record. Gene Ontology annotation, biological process: regulation of transcription by RNA polymerase II; cell fate commitment.
GUGGGAACUUGAGGGCUGCAUCCUCAGCCCACCUCCUAGGACAUUUCCUAGCUGAGCAGGGGACUUUCAGGAUUGGUGACUUAGAAGCUCCUAUAGCCACUUCUCUUUCUGUUUUCUAAGCAAUCAUAAUAGUAACUUUUCUGAGCAUUGGGGGCUGUGCCCCCAGAAGGGGUGGAGUUGGCAGAUGGAAUCCAAAGCCUGAGCCUGGUUGCUUCACCUUCUAUUCCGGACACGUAUAAUGUGGGAUUCUUGGUUGUAAGCUCAUGGAAGCCAUUUCAAGAGGAUUUAAGAACGGAAUUUGAGAAGAUGCCGGGGAAGCAUACAGAGGGCCUGGGAAGGUUGCAGAGCAAGGCUUGGAGAACAGGUUGGAUCAAGGGAGUCUGGCAGCAGCUAGGACCACAGCCAAAAUCCUGCCCCAGGACCAGCCCAGCAGGGACUUGGCAGCCCACGCUGAACCCUGUUCUUACCUCCUCUGACCUGGCAGCCCCAUGUACUGCCUUGUUCACAGAGUGGAGGCCCCACUACCUGCCCCUCGGGGCCGCUGUCUUCAGCUUCACAGCAUGGAGCAUCUGAGCCACCUGGUCUGCGUGUGCCUGUAUUGUGUGCUGGGCAGGGGAGGUUAGAAUUAAACAUCUGGCCAUUUUGGCUUUGCAGUGGGAGGUGCUUUCUGCUUCCCUCAGUGCAGGUUGUGGGCCGUGCUCUGAUGCUGGACAUCCAAAACACCUGGCAAAUGUCUACACGAGAAACAAAAAUGAGCAGAGAAUGAUCCCUGUCCUUGAAAUAUUCACAGACACGUAGGGACAAGUUACACGGCAAACGGUCGUGACAGGAAGGGAUGGAGGCCAUGGUGGAGGAAACUUGGACCCACUGGGUGAGGACUGUGUCUUCCUGGGCCAGACCCAGUCACAGGAACUCAGCCUACGACCAUAUCUGCCUUUUCUGUCACCGUCUCUGCCUGCUCCUGACCCUGACGGUCACCAUCACUGUCUUCCCUGUCAUCACCUCCGCCUGUUGCUGUCUCAGGUUGGCCUGUCUGCAUCCUCAGAACUCCGACUCCAGCCUUUGAACCCUGCUAUGUCCCUCUCCAGCUCAGCCAUCUGGGUUCUCUGAGAGCAGAUAACACCUUACCACCAUGAGGCGUUUACAGUCACGCACCCGUACUCUGAGGCAAGAGGACUGCUGCAGAGCCAGGUGCCGAGACACACAGGUCACCUUUGGGCUCACAGCACUUGAGGCCUGAGCAGGUACCAGUGGCAUGAAGGGAAAACCAGCUGCACAACUGGGUCGUUGCCACAAGACCAAGGCACUGGGGAACUCGGGGUGCUCCGUGACCCCCAGCCAGGAUUUCCAGCUCUGCCAAGGUGACCAGUUCUCCUCAGGUUACAGGCCUCUUCCGGACACAAUGCAAGCUCAUGGAUCUUCCUGUGCCAGCUGGCCAUGCCCCUUGACAUGGGCACCAACCAGGUCCUCCCUGCUGGCCUGUCCUCAGCGCCUGGACCUAUGCUUGUACGCUGUGCAGCUGGCAACCUUGGGCACAGCCCCACCAGGUCUCAGAGAGGACACUACAACCAUGAAGCACCGGGCCCCAGGACUGCACACCAGCUCCACUGAUGGUGAAAAGCUCACAGUCAAGUACCCACUAAGCAAGGACAAGAUGGAAGGCCAGCCUGAAACAGCUGCCCACGGGGCCCCGUGCCAGUCCCUGACUCCUGGAAACAGCUCCAGUCCAACCUCCCAGCUGAACACAAAGAUCCCCAGCCCCUCAGCGUUCCACCCUGGCCCUCGUUCUGUCCCCAUCUCCACCGAGCUCCCAGUCCACUUCCUCCCCUUCUUCCCUAGGUGCCCACUUCUCCCGCCUCCGUCUCAGCUGUUCACCUACGGGGCCCUACCUUCUGUCCAAUGUCCCCACCUCUUCAUACUGCCCCAAGACACUGCCUACCCCACCGUGGCUGUACCCAGCUUGCUGAUGACAGCCCAUGAACCUGGGCGCUGCAGUGACCCGGAGCAGACCCUGCUUCCCAACCCUGGGCCCUUCCAAGCCUCUGGCCCCACCCUGCCCUCCCAGACCCAGGAUCCAGGCCCCGGAGAUGACCCAAAUCCAUCCCUGGGAAUGGAGCAGGCUGACAUGACAGCACUAGGGAAGCGGACCUCAGUGGGAUCCCGGGCCCGGACCUCGGCCCUCCCCUACCCGCUGAAGAAAGAGAACGGCAAAAUCCUGUAUGAGUGCAACGUGUGCAGCAAGAGCUUCGGACAGCUCUCCAACCUCAAGGUCCACCUGCGUGUGCACAGUGGGGAGCGUCCAUUUCAGUGUGCCCUGUGUCAGAAGAGCUUCACCCAGUUCGCCCACCUGCAGAAGCACCACUUGGUGCACACUGGGGAGCGACCCCACAAGUGCCAGAUGUGCCACAAGUGCUUCAGCAGCUCCAGCAACCUCAAGACCCACCUGCGUCUGCACUCUGGGGACCGGCCCCUCCAGUACCGCGUCUGCCCGAGCCGCUUCGCACAGAAUGUCCAUCAGAAGCUGCACCAUCAACUGUACACGCCUCAGCCCUGCAGCCUGGCUCGCUCCCACUUGUCCCUGGCCUCUCUCACCUGCCUUGCUCAGUGGCACCAGCAAGCACUGGAUCUUGUUGGCCAGCCCUCAGAGAAGCAGAUGGGUUGGGAUGUGGACAGGGUCAAAGGUGUCCUUGGUAUCCAAGGGAAAGCAAGUGCAGCCAGCCUGAGCCAACACUGCUCAGGGGAGGAGGCAUGGGGGCAUGGGCAGAACAAUGAAAGGAUUUUCAAAAUGAUGAGUUGAGGCUUCCAGUGCUUCCACAGUGAGGGGGUCACUGGGUACUUGCUGAAUUUCACACUUUACCCAAGAGCAGGUCAGAGGACACAGCCAGGAGAGCCUGUGCAUGGGUGGGUACCUGCAGCCAUCUACCUAAGGCUGGGCUUGGGGUCUGCUCCUUAUUGGUGACCAGUCCAAAACCAAGCCCUCCAUUUCAGAUCGACAGUUCAGCCCUUCAGGACUCUGCCAGGUGCAGGUUGUGCUGCCCAGGACAGGGUGUUUUGCCCUCUUUCCUGAACAGCUUUCCCAAGACCUGUCCAUAUGUCCAUCUGCUGCUUCCUGUCACCUCUCAUCUCAGUCCCUCCUCAGUCACCAGUGCCCUCAGCUGAUCCAUCCUGCCAUAGUGUGCUCCUCCUCGUGAAGGUAGCAUGAAAGAGGACAUAAGAUGUCACCUCCCACUCAUGACCCGUAGGCACGAUGCCCCCUGCAUGCCAGGAUUGGUUACCACCCAGGGCAAAGGCUAAGAAGGUGCUGAGUUCAGGGGCUGGGACUCUCCCGAGGCCUAUCUCCCUUUGGACCCAGGAGAUCUUAAAAGUUCAAGGUGUCCCCCCGCCUCCCCGCCCCCCGCAACAGUUGGAAGCGUCAGGUGGGAAACAUCACUGCCGGGAGCCAGGAGGCCAAGGUUAUAACCACAAUAAAUGAAGACUAUUAUU